AGGGGCUGGGGCUGGCCUCGCCCCCUGCCCGCCCCUCGGCCCUGCGCCGCCCGGCCGGGGGCGCUUCGUGAGGUGCCGGUGUCGGUGCCGGUUCCUCCCGCCGCGGGGGCCGCGCCGCCACCACCGAGCGUGUGAGGGGCGGGCGGGCGGCGGCAAGCGGGGAGAGCGGGUCGAUGGAGCACAACCACCUCCACCUCCACAACGGCUCCCUCCUGGCGCACCACCGCUAUGGCUGCGGCUUGGGGUACGCGCCCGUCGUCUACUACAGCCUGCUGCUGUGCCUCGGGCUGCCAGCAAACAUCUUGACAGUCAUCAUCCUUUCCCAGCUCGUGGCUCGCAGGCAGAAGUCCUCCUAUAACUAUCUUCUAGCUCUAGCUGCUGCUGACAUCCUGGUUCUCUUCUUCAUCGUCUUUGUCGACUUCCUCAUGGAAGAUUUCAUCUUAAAUAAACAGAUGCCUCAGGUACUGGACAAAAUAAUUGAGGUCUUGGAAUUUUCUUCCAUCCAUACCUCCAUUUGGAUUACGGUUCCACUAACCAUCGAUAGGUAUAUAGCUGUGUGCCAUCCACUUAAGUAUCAUACAGUCUCCUACCCUGCUCGCACUCGAAAAGUCAUUGUAAGUGUCUACAUCACCUGCUUUUUGACCAGCAUUCCCUACUACUGGUGGCCCAACAUUUGGAUUGAAGACUACAUAAGCACAUCAAUGCAUCAUGUCCUCAUCUGGAUCCACUGCUUUACAGUUUACUUGGUGCCCUGCUCCAUCUUCUUCAUCCUUAAUUCGAUCAUUGUGUACAAGCUGCGACGGAAGAGCAAUUUCCGACUGCGAGGGUACUCCACAGGGAAAACAACAGCCAUUUUGUUUACUAUAACUUCUAUUUUUGCCAUACUCUGGGCACCAAGAAUAAUCAUGAUACUGUAUCACCUCUACGUAUCGCCUAUAAACAACAGCUGGGUGGUACAUAUUGUGUCGGACAUUGCCAAUAUGCUAGCAUUGCUAAACACUGCAAUUAAUUUCUUCCUCUACUGUUUUAUUAGCAAAAGAUUUCGCACAAUGGCAGCUGCCACACUGAAAGCCUUCUUUAAGUGUCAGAAGCAACCUGUGCAAUUCUAUACAAACCAUAACUUUUCAAUAACAAGCAGCCCUUGGAUUUCCCCGGCCAACUCUCAUUGCAUCAAAAUGCUUGUUUACCAGUAUGAUAAGAAUGGAAAGCCUAUAAAAAUAUCACCAUGAUAUAUGAAGAGGGCAAUAGCUGGAGUUUCCAGGUGCAAGUUCUUUACAAGUGGUUACCUCUUCAGGAUGUAACCACAUCUGCUGAAAUGGCUGUUUUAAGGAGUGGUCAUUUGAUUUCAUUUCCCUGGGAGGCUGAGGGCAGAUGAGACUGUUAGGAGGGAACAGGAGCACCUGAUUUAGGAGCAAGAGCGAGAAGGCAAACGCCUCCGUCUCCUACAUAGCAUUUUGAAUAUGCUUCAGAGUUCAAGUCUUAGUGUUCAGUCGCACUCUAAUGUUUUGCAUCCAAACACCAGUGCAGUCCAAAGUCUUUGGAGGGGGAAACUCACAACAGUGUUUAAUUAAGACCUUUCAAAACCACCACCAAAGUCUUACUUGACCAUGUAGUUCACCAUCGACAGAGCAAAUGGAUGCUUUUAAGUACUGUGGAAGGUGCCAUUUCUGUUGCGUGCACUUGCCAAAAAUGAUGUGUUCUUUCUGACAUGAAAUACCACCGCACAGACUUGCUGCCAAGACCUUUUGGCAGGAAGCAGUCCCUGAGACAUGAACUGUGACAAGCCCUUUUUAGCUCAUUUGAGCGAGCUCGAGGACCGAUAUAUGGCCUGUUACAGCCUUGGCACAGAAAGCAACCCUGCAAGCUGCCAGUGUUCAUGUUUUAAGUUAUUUGAGAUGUGACCAAGACAGGGGAGCUUGAGGGAGGGAGGUUUCUAGAGCCAAGAACAAAAGCAGCGUAUUUUCCCAGCUAUUUCAAUUAAGGUGUCUAAAGACUUUCAAGUGCGAGGCCAAAUCCUGCCUGAUGCAGAGCUCCCACAGAAGCUGGUCCUGCAAGGUUUGGAGUGAUUACAGCAUUCAGAUUCCUUGUUAACCAGUGAAGAUUCUCAGUUAUCCCCCAUGUUCAAGGCCUUUAGGGAAUAAAUGUAUUUAAAACCUCAACCUAAGAUUUUUUUCCUGACGGAUGAUACCAUCCUAUUGCAGAUUUGCCAUUUAAUUGUUAACAGACUAUUUGUGAAAGAAAUCCAUUAAAUCCGUUAAAUACUCAACAGUAAAAGCAUAGAUCAGUUUCAAAUAUUUACCUUAUUUAAAGCAGCUUAACUUCUCUUCCUCCACACUCAAAAACCAGCAUCCCAGCAAUGCUGGGUGUAGAAAAUGAGAUUUACAGAAAGGCUGAAAGGGCAUUUCUUUUAUCUCCUUUUUAGAUCUUGGCAUGUGGUCUCUCAGAAUCACGUACCCCAAGUUUUUACUUAUAAUUGGGCACUUUGUACAGCCUUACUGACCGGGAGGGCAGACUUCCUUGCAUGGUGAACACAAGCACAAUUUGGUCAGUGAACACAGCAGCUUCUCAGUAACUGCAAACAAAACACAGCCCGGUGCUAGCAGUGUGUUUGUGUCUGUGCCCAUCUCCAUUACCAGCAGGGAGCUCACGGUGCAUCUGGGACUAACACAGUGACGUCCCCCAAGGAGGGAUCCAAUCUAUUCUGAUUUGGUGGGAUCUGAUGGCUGAAGGCAUCCCUCCAUGACCUGGGAAGCUCAGCUUUGGUGCACUAUCACAUCCUAAGAAAUCUGCAGAAAUCCUGCUGAGGACAACAGCCUGGUUUCCUUCUGUCAUGCAUUUGCACAUCCACUCCUACUGGCAUCCUGCAAAACCAAUACCCACCCCAAACCCAAGCACGUUUUGGGAAGAAAUGGUAGCAGAAGGCACAAGCCACGAAGAGUGGGGCCCCAUGCAAAGGCUGGCUUACAGAUGAAGGGGCUUUCUCAGGAAAAGUUGAGACUUCUCAGGUCAGUCAGGAAGAGCAGAAAGGGGACAGUGAGCAGGUGCCAUCUGGUCUUCUCCCAGCAGCAGAGCCACCAGGCUGCAGCAGUGAGGGCCAGCCCGCAGCCAGAGAUGCUCAGCACUUCCCCUCGAGGUGCUCGAGCACCCCAUGCUGGUUAGAGCCAAGAGAAGGGAAUGGCUGGCAGACUGAGAGCUGACCCUCACCAACCUGGGCAACCAAAGGAAUGCUACAAGCCUCAAUCUCCUCAGAGCUGAAGGGAAGCAAAGAACCCCCUCAUCUUCUAGGCUGUUUGUCCCUCUAAUCUCAACAAACAUCACACUUACUUGCAAUAAUAAAGCAUAAAAGGGAUGCUCAGCCUUGCUGUAUUUAUCACAGCAAGGUUAAAAUGAUUCCUCCCUUUGCUAGGGUUUUACAUAAAUUCAGUCUGGUGGCCAUGCCUUCUACCUUACUCAGAAACCUCUCCGUUCUUUAUGUCAGUUGAUAGUAACCAAAGUUACCUUACGAAAAAGGUACUGUAUGUUUCAUUUGGGGGAAAACACUGUAUUUAUAACUUAUUUUUAUGCUAAACUUGUUAUGAGGAAUGCUAGUUUGAGUUACAUGUGAAUGAGUCUGAAGUGCAAUAUCUAUAUAGAUAAGUGGUUCAUUUUUGAGAAUGUAUCUAUUGAAAAAAUAUUUAUACAAGAAGUUCACUAUUCUACUUAAUAUAACAGUAACAUUACAGAAAAUAGUGAAUGUUUAGGGCUUUUAUUUAUUAAAAAAAUAUAAAGUAAGUGCAUGGCAUAUGCUGCCAUACACAUGGUGUGAUUUAUCAGUUUUUGUAACAUGUUUAUCCUGCAAACUAGCAGUCAUCUGAUUUUUUCUUGUUCUAAUAAUGUAUUUUUGUAAAUUACCAUAUUUAAAAAUAAAAUCUUUUUGUGUGAGUAUUUAUUUCCAACUAAAAACAACUCAUUAAAGUGUUGUAACUUCAUUCGAAAAACAACUCAACCUUUUUCCAUAUCAUUUUAGAAAUGACACGGUGCAAUUUUCAUGUACAGUGGAUUGGUCAUUUCGUUUCUGAUAAUUUAGGGCUUUAAGAGCUUACUUCCAAAGCUCCUUGAAGUCAAAGGGAAGGUUGCUUGUGGCUUUUGUGGUUGAUUUUCCCAAUCCCCAUCAAUUUAAGAGGGCUUUGGAUCAAGCUGUAUCUUGUUAACAGACAUUUGAAGCCUUCUUAGAGUUCAGCUUGGAUAAUAAAGCCUUGACUUUUUAGUCUGCCAUAUGGGAGCUACUGUUGAUAAUACUUGCCUUAUUUUUGGUUUUGUGAAGCAUCUUGCAAUGACUGUUGCUAACUAGCCAAUGUCUUGCUGUGUUAUUCAUACCUCCUAAUUUUCCAGUAGUAAAAACUUAACCAAGCACAUAUAGUGUCAUUAUUUAGGGAAGUAUCCUGGAGACAAAACCAUCUUUGUUCUGUAGAUGGUCUUUUGUACUCUAAUUUAUAUUUCAAGCAUCUACAAUUAGAAAAAAAAUAUGCUGUGAAUGGACAGUUUUACAAUUACUUAUAGGCAUAUGUCCCUCCAGACCACAGCUAGGAACAAAAUACUUUUUAGAUGAGUUGCUGGUAUAUAAAAUUAUGAGACCUAUCACCUAUUUAAAUUGUGAAUAUUGAUAUUUUCAUAAAUAGAAAAUAUAUUGUGUUUGACAGACUUGUUUGUAUUAUAAUAAAUUAUGAGAUGGUGCAUAACUUA
Messenger RNA from Oxyura jamaicensis (ruddy duck), 4722 nucleotides. RefSeq names its product G protein-coupled receptor 139 (gene GPR139). The record is from RefSeq and is a predicted model, not a curated record. The coding region runs from base 174 to 1229 and encodes 351 amino acids. Gene Ontology annotation, molecular function: neuropeptide receptor activity. Gene Ontology annotation, cellular component: membrane. Gene Ontology annotation, biological process: G protein-coupled receptor signaling pathway. Lineage: Eukaryota; Metazoa; Chordata; Aves; Anseriformes; Anatidae. The transcript has 2 exons.